AUGUCUUCGACGGGUUCAGGCUACUCGGCCACCGAUAUCAUCACCUUUAUUGGUAUUCCCUUAGCCGUCCUUGGCGUCUUGCCUAUCCUAUACAACACCGUCGCAACGCUAGCCGCCCUAUCUAAGAUUAAGCGCAUGCUUAGACACGGUCGUUUAACAGCAUUAACGCGUAGCGAUGUGGUGAACCGAGUAAUAGAGGUGGAAUUACCACGAUAUGCUGUCACGCCAUGUGAUCGCUUCGAGGAGACUGAGCUAUACUGGCGGCCCUCUCGGCAACCUAGCUCUAUUCCCGGUGGAUCGUGGACUACUUUCAACUGGCAGACUCGCGCUAUCGGCGCUAAAACUCAGCGUGUGGAAUACGCGGACCAGCUUCGACAACCACAGGUCGACGUAGCAUUUGACAAACUCAUCGCGUAUUUACUAGACCUAGGUGCCAUCCCUGAUGCGCACGGCUGGAAACUAUUGCGUUCGACGGGGCUAUGGACCCCCACGGGUUGCUCGUUACUGAAGUCACCUGAUGGGCAGCAUGAGGCUUUGACUAUCGCUCCUCUAGACGAUUCCGAUGGACAUCUGUCUCUUAAGGCGAAUUGGUCAUCGCAUUGGACAACUCGGGAUUUCUCUUCCUUACCCCCUUAUUGGGUAAGGCUUCUACCACCGCCUCAACCAGAACCAUCUGAGAUUACUAGAGGGGUUGGCCCCGAAGAGACGCCUUCUUCUGCUCAGGGAGAGGCCGAAGAGGGUGAUAUAGAAAAGGGUAAGGAGAAAAGGCAUAGUAGCUUACACAAAGAAUCUCUCGACUCGAUUCAAAAGCAGGCUGAGAAUAACUCUAGAGCAACUAUAACAUGCCAGAUAUCCGUUGAAGGCCUAAUAUCUGCGAAGAGUCAGGAGGAUGAAGCCGUAGGAUCGCCUAUAAAUCUACAAAACCUUUAUAUUGAGCAUCUUCGGAUCCGCCCUGGCAAGACCGAUGGCAUUUGGUUUUCUAGCGUCGCGACAGCUUAUGGGACUACGAGCCAAACCGUGCUAUGGAACUACAAAAUCCCCGAUGAGAUUCUCAACUUUGCCCGGCGGGACAGUCUACCCUGUGGUAUACUUGUACUCCUAGGCGUUGUGGAUGCCUCACAGACACCUGAGUGGGCUACCAACUAUAACGGACAAGAAGAGGCUCGAGAUCUAUUCUUCAGACGCAGUGCCGACCAGCGCGCCGCUAUAAUGGCCGAGUCGAAGAUGACCCCUCCUCAGCGGGAAAUUGCUGCUCGAGAUCGGAUGCAGAGGGAGAUGAACCAGAGAUUACAAGACAUGCGCGACCAUUCAAGGCUCGAGAACCAGCGUCGCGAAACGCGCACGUCCGAGGCGCUGCAGAGCCCAAAAUGGGACACGAAGCUUGUGGCCGAGCAUAAUCUGCACUGGCUCAAGCGGAACCAGGAACUUGCGAUCGCUAGCGGCGUUAACAUUACUUCUGACACAACUCUCAGGGACGUGGUAGGCUCGCUACUACACCGGAUGAUCCUUGAUGGCCAGUUCGCCUCGUCGAUUUGCAAGAUGCUCGACCUGUGGAAAUCCUGGGCCGAUAACGGCGGCAUGAGGAGGUCUGAUUUGGAAGCAUUGCGAGAAGAUCAAGUAGUCUUUGCUUUGGCUAGUCUGCUGGUUGCUCUGGUUAAGGAUACUUCUACAGCACAUGAGGGCACGCUGUCCUUGGAUUUGCAGGAAUGUCUGCAGAUGUGGAAGAUUGUGAGACUGGGAUGA
Daldinia childiae is the source of this 1743-nucleotide messenger RNA. RefSeq lists its product as uncharacterized. Bases 1 to 1743 code for a protein of 580 amino acids. The record is from RefSeq and is a predicted model, not a curated record. Lineage: Eukaryota; Fungi; Ascomycota; Sordariomycetes; Xylariales; Hypoxylaceae. The transcript has 2 exons.